Eleginops maclovinus (Patagonian blennie) is the source of this 4952-nucleotide messenger RNA. It is a transcript of the gene arhgap27l, whose product is annotated as Rho GTPase activating protein 27, like. Gene Ontology annotation, molecular function: protein binding. Bases 185 to 3115 code for a protein of 976 amino acids. Gene Ontology annotation, cellular component: cytoplasm. Gene Ontology annotation, biological process: signal transduction; regulation of GTPase activity. Lineage: Eukaryota; Metazoa; Chordata; Actinopteri; Perciformes; Eleginopidae. The transcript has 22 exons. The record is from RefSeq and is a predicted model, not a curated record.
CAGGAAGUAAAGUCAGGGGAGGUGAGGGGGAGGACAGGCUGAGACUGGCAGGGAGGGGAGGGGCCCGGAGGUGGGGGGGGGACCUGUUCCAGUGAUUUAGACCUUCAGGAAAACAAGAGCAACACAACGAGCAGGAUGGCUGGAUCUGAUUGCCGGUCUUUCAGGGGACUGCUGAUGACCCCGUAUGACCUCUGAUCUCCCACCUCACCUUCAGACUCACCUGCCCAUCUGCCUGAGAGGAGCGAGGCCUGAGGAGUGCACCAUGGAAACCACCUCCUCGCUGCUCAGCAGAGGUCUGGGUCUGGUCCUGGUGGAGUUUCAGUACGAGUACCCGGGUCGUGAUGGCGCUAUGGUCUGCAUCAAACCCAACGAGCGUUACGUCCUGCUGUCCAAGACCAACGACCACUGGUGGCAGGUCCGCGGGGACCGGAGCUCCAAAUCUUUCUACAUCCCAGCCAAGUACGUCAAGGAGCUGCCGCUGGACCUACCGAUGGACCUGCCGCUAAGCUUCCCCCCGACCGGGCCUGAACAACAGCCGGUCCCUGUCCCAGUCCCGGUCCCAAUCCCGGUCCCAGUUCCUGUCCCAAAGCCUCUGGAGGAUCCCAGGAACCAGCCGGGAGACGAGGUGACGAUCCGGCUCCGGCCCGAGGCUUCGUCCCGUAAGACGGAGAACCGCAUGUCCACGUUUGGCGUCCCGUUAGACUUUCCGGAUCUGACACCGGCUCCGCGACCCACCCUUGCCCCUGCAGACCCAGUGACAACAAACAUGGCUGACGAGUCAGCGCGCCAAAAGCACUUCUUGCAAGAGCACAAGGACAAGACCCGGGUCCCCAGCUUCAGCCCGGCUGACCCACUGGCAGCACUGCGGACCCAGAACCUACCAAUCCCCGUGGACACGCCCACCGUACCCCCCCAACACCAGUUACAACACCCGGAGGAAGAGAAUGAGGAGGUGGAUGGGGAGGAGGAGGAAGAAGAGGAAGAGGAGGAGGAGGAAAAGGAAGAGGAAGAGGAAGAGGAAGAGGAAGAUGAAGUAAAGGUGGAAGUUAAUGACGAAGUGAAGGAGGAAAACUCGCACCACAUCUACGAGUCAAUUCAAGACCUGAACCUGGACCUGGAGGCUCUGGUGGGGGGGCGAGCAAGUCCUGCUCCUGACUCAGCCCCCCCCUCCGCACAGGACCCUGCCCCGGUCUAUGCAAACGUCUCUGCGCUGAAGAAGGUUUCUGGCCAUGUCCCUCCAGACCACACCCCCUUCUCUGCAGGCUCCUCCCCCUUAAGCCCCGCCACCCCCAGUAGCCCACAGGACGACUGGCAGGUGCACACCGACUCCAACAGCGGGAAGCAGUUUUACUUCCACCCCCCCACCAGACGCACCACCUGGUCCUCCCCACAUGGGCCCCCGCCCCCCCCCACAGGCCAAAGACAUGGACCAGCCCUGUUUAACAUCAGAAUCACUCCCUGUCAGCGUUCCUGGGAGCAACUGAUGGACGAAGCCUCGGGCAGAUACUACUACCAUAACCCAUCCUCAGGGACCACAACGUGGGCCCCCCCAGAGCCCCUCUCCCCCACCUCCCCAGCCAGCAGGAGGCAGGACAGCGUCCCGCCCCCGCUGCCAGCGGAGGAUUACCCUGUGGACACACAGCAUGACGACGUGUUCACCACGCAUCCUCAGCAGCAGGUUGUGAUCCCUAGGGCUCAGCUGGACCUGGGGGGGGUUGGCAGCUCUCGACUGCAGGAGCUGCCGCCUCUGCCGCAAAGGCUGAUGGGAAAUGGAGUUUCUGAGGAGAGACCGACCCUGCAGGUCAGGAACUGGAGACACAGCGUUGCCGAAGACACAUUUGCUCCGAGCCACAAGAGGAACGUCUCAGACUUCUCUGAGGUUUCAAGCAGAAGAAACUCCCCCGACAGUCCUCAGCUCUCUGACAGGAAUCUGAAGAGGAAUCUGUCCGACCGGAGCGCCGGUCCCCACCGGCCCCACUGCCAUCUGCUGGAGAAAGCAGGGAUCAUGAAUAAGACCAAAGUAGUCGAUAACGGCAAGAAGAUCAGGAAGAACUGGAGUCAGUCGUGGACCGUCCUCCAUGGGGGGAUCCUCACCUUCCACAGAGACCCAAAAUCUGCCCCCCCCGGCACUGCGAGCAAGACGUCUCAGAUCGUGCCUGAAUACACGGUGGAGCUGAGAGGAGCGUCAGUGGGCUGGGCGGCCAACAAGUCCUCCAAGAAGAACGUUCUGGAGCUGAAGACGCGUCAGGGCUGUGAGUAUCUGAUGCAGUACGACACCGAGAGCAUCAUCAGCGACUGGCUCAAAGUGAUGCAGGACACCAUCAGACAGCUGGAGGUGGAUCACCAGUCGGAGGAAGAGGACGACGCUGCUUCGGACAAAGAGGACAAAGAUCGCAGGAGGACAUCGAACAGAGGCUCUGGAGGAGACUCGGAGCAGAGGAGAGUCCGGACUAAACUCCGACGUUUCCUCCAGCGGCGUCCGACGCUUCAGAGCGUCAAAGAGAAGGGUUACAUCCGAGACAACGUGUUUGGCUGCCACCUCGACACGCUCUGCCACAGAGAGAACUGCAACAUCCCCAAGUUUGUGGAGAAGUGUAUCAGAGCGGUGGAGAGGAGAGGUCUGGAUGUGGACGGGAUCUACAGAGUGAGCGGAAACCUGGCUGUGAUCCAGAGACUACGACACAAAGCUGACCAUGAGGAGCAGCUGGAUCUGGAGGACGGUCAGUGGGAGGAGGUCCACGUCAUCACCGGAGCUCUGAAACUCUUCCUGAGGGAACUUCCUGAACCCCUGUUUCCCUUCAGCUGCUUCGACAAGUUCAUUGCUGCCAUCCAGGUUCAGGACUACAGUCUGAGGGUCUCCUACAUGAAGGACCUGGUCCGCUCUCUGCCUCUGCCCAACCACGACACCAUGGAGCUGCUGUUCAAACACCUGCUCAGGGUAGUGGAUCAUAAGGAGUCCAACAGGAUGUCCGUGCAGAGCGUCUCCAUCGUGUUCGGCCCGACACUGCUGCGCCCGCAGACCGAGUCCUCCAACAUGACGGUGCACAUGGUGUUUCAGAGCCAGAUCGUGGAGCUCAUGCUCAACGAGUUCCAGACCGUCUUCUCCCAGAGCUAAGACAUGAACGAUCCCAAACAUCUUGGACCUGAUCCCUGCCCCCCACAACCAGGUCCACUACACAAUUGGGCCUUUAACCACCGAGCAGAACCAGAAAGGAACCAGCUGGGACCUGGACAGGGUUCAAACUCUGACAGAGUCUUCAUCCUUCUGGAACCAUUUUACUACAAUUUUAGAACAAAACCUGGAGACAGAAGCUGGACUGGGUUCUGAUCCUCACACUGCAGACAUGUUUCAGUUAGAAUCCUCUAUCACACCUUCUCAGGUUUCUGACACCUUUCACCCCCAGAUUCUGUUCCAACAGCUUUAGAGGACUUCAUGCUCACAUUUUAUAUAUUCAAAUUCAUCUGCUCUUCAGACCCGUCCUCACAGGAUCCAGAUUCAUCUAAAAACCUUUGUGAGGUGUUGAGUACAUCACCUGCCUUAAGUAACCUUGGUCUCUCAUAGGAUUAGGCAGAACCCUGGACCGGUUCUAUAUUUAAAGCCCCUCCUAAGUGCUUGUCCUGAGCCCUGUUCCUAAGGCCUGGUUCUGAGCCCUGGUCCUUAGCCCUGUUCCUGAGGCCUGGUUCUGAGCCCUGGUCCUUAGCCCUGAUCCUAAGCCCUGGUUCUGAGCCUUGGUCCUUAGCGCUGGUUCUGAGCCCUGAUUCUGAGCCCUGGUUCUGGAUCGUUAUAGGGGAUUUGUUAAUGAAACACAUCAGCUGUCCUUGACCUGAUAGAGAAAAGCUGAGACCUCAGAAAGACCUCACACCCUUCGGAGCAGAACCCGAGACUUUUACGGUUCCAAAACAAUCUGAGAAUAGGACCUCGUCCCGGGUUCUACUCCUCUGUCUUUUUUUAUAUUCUUUAACAAGUAACGUCUAACUGAGGAAAGGAAAUUGUUUUUAAAGAGACGUACGGUGCGUUCAGGUGCUCCUCGGAUCAGCCUGCUUCAACAGUUGGGAGUUUUUCAUGUAAGGUGCGUCCAUGGGCAUUACGUUGUGGAAACGACAUUAAGGCGUAUCACUCUGCGUUUCAUCAGAGCAGAAACGCAGAGGAGGGUUAAUGUCGAACACGGUUAGCUUUAUUAACCGACCCGCAGCGACACCACGAACACUUUAAAGAGUCCUCUCCUGCUGAUGUUCAGGUGUAUAUCAGUAUGUAGUGUCUCUACUUUAAAGAGUCCUCUCCUGCUGAUGUUCAGGUGUAUAUCAGUAUGUAGUGUCUCUACUUUAAAGAGUCCUCUCCUGCUGAUGUUCAGGUGUAUAUCAGUAUGUAGUGUCUCUACUUUAAAGAGUCCUCUCCUGCUGAUGUUCAGGUGUAUAUCAGUAUGCAGUGUCUCUACUUUAAAGAGUCCUCUCCUGCUGAUGUUCAGGUGUAUAUCAGUAUGUAGUGUCUCUACUUUAAAGAGUCCUCUCCUGCUGAUGUUCAGGUGUAUAUCAGUAUGUAGUGUCUCUACUUUAAAGAGUCCUCUCCUGCUGAUGUUCAGGUGUAUAUCAGUAUGUAGAGUCUCUACUUUAAAGAGUCCUCUCCUGCUGAUGUUCAGGUGUAUAUCAGUAUGUAGUGUCUCUACUUUAAAGAGUCCUCUCCUGCUGAUGUUCAGGUGUAUAUCAGUAUGUAGUGUCUCUACUUUAAAGAGGGUUUUUAAUUUCUAAAAAUAAAAUGUUGAUUUUUCCAAAAUAUAUCUAUAUAUUAUAUUUGUCCCAGGUGCUGGCCUUUUGAUGCUGUUGAAAUACAAUCUCCCAGGUUUAACAUUUUAAACAUUUUUUUCAUGUUUGCUGGACAAGCCUGGGAUUUUGUCAACACCGUAAGACACAAAGAAACAUAGAAAUAUGUAUUUUGAAUAAACUUAUUGCAGUUA